Gracilinanus agilis (Agile Gracile Mouse Opossum) is the source of this 4672-nucleotide messenger RNA. It is a transcript of the gene CASKIN2, whose product is annotated as CASK interacting protein 2. The record is from RefSeq and is a predicted model, not a curated record. Gene Ontology annotation, molecular function: protein binding. NCBI's taxonomy places the organism in Eukaryota, Metazoa, Chordata, Mammalia, Didelphimorphia, Didelphidae. The transcript is spliced from 19 exons. The coding region runs from base 179 to 3763 and encodes 1194 amino acids.
GCGGCCCAAGUGCACCACUCUUCCUCAACUCUGGACUUCCAACCCUAGGACUUUUAACUGGAUUUUUUGCCAGGCCUCGGAGGAGCUUGGAGCAUGGUACCUUGAAACCCAGGAUAUCCGGGGCCAUCUCCCGUUCUCUGUUCCCUCACCCUUCAGAGCCCCAGCCCUCCAACUCAAGAUGGGGCGGGAGCAGGACCUGAUUCUUGCAGUGAAGAAUGGGGAUGUGGCUGGGGUACAGAAGCUGGUGGCCAAAUUCAAGGCAGCGAAGAGCAAACUCCUUGGCUCCACUAAGAAACUCAACGUGAACUACCAGGACACAGAUGGGUUCUCAGCUCUGCACCAUGCAGCCUUGGGGGGCAGCCUGGAGCUAAUGGCAUUACUCCUAGAAGCUCAAGCCACAGUGGAUAUCAAAGAUAGCAAUGGCAUGCGUCCCUUGCACUAUGCGGCCUGGCAGGGCCGGCUGGAACCCGUUCGCCUGCUCCUGAAAGCAGCCGCUGCCGUUAAUGCCGCUUCCCUGGAUGGGCAGAUCCCACUGCACCUGGCAGCCCAGUACGGGCAUUAUGAAGUGUCAGAAAUGCUUCUGCAACAUCAAUCCAACCCAUGCCUGGUCAACAAGGCGAAGAAGACACCGCUAGAUUUGGCCUGUGAGUUUGGAAGACUCAAGGUAGCCCAGCUGCUCCUAAAUAGCCACCUGUGUGUGGCUCUGUUGGAGGGUGAGGCCAAAGAUCCGAGUGACCCCAACUACACGACCCCCCUGCAUCUGGCCGCCAAGAACGGGCACAAGGAGGUUAUCAGGCAGUUGCUACGAGCUGGGAUUGAGAUCAACCGGCAGACGAAGACUGGCACUGCCCUGCACGAGGCAGCGCUCUAUGGGAAGACUGAGGUGGUGCGCUUGCUGCUGGAGGGCGGCGUGGACGUGAACAUCAGGAAUACAUACAACCAGACAGCCCUGGAUAUCGUGAACCAGUUCACUACCUCCCAGGCCAGCCGGGAAAUCAAGCAGCUGCUACGGGAGGCUUCAGGGAUCCUAAAGGUCCGAGCUCUCAAGGAUUUCUGGAACCUUCAUGACCCUACUGCCCUCAAUAUCCGGGCCGGAGACAUUAUCACGGUUCUUGAACAACACCCAGAUGGACGGUGGAAGGGACACAUACACGAGAGCCAGCUGGGCAGGGACCGGGUGGGAUAUUUCCCACCUGGCAUUGUUGAAGUGGUCAGCAAGCGGACUGGGGUAAUCAUACCCCAUCCCUCCACUGGGACUAUACCUCUGCGCCCGAGUUUUGCCAGGACCCCUCAGCUACCAGCUGAUGACCCCCUGCACCCUCUCACCUAUAGCCAACUUCCUCGGGCAGUUGUUAGCCCAGAUAGCCCAGCAGCCAGUGACAGGAACAGUGUGGGCAGUGAAGGAAGUGUGGGCAGCAUCCGCAGUGCAGGUAGUGGGCAAAGCUCUGAGGGCCCAAAUGGACACAACACUGGCCUCCUCAUCGAGAAUACUCAGCCACUGACCCCUUCUGGAGAGGACCUGCCUCUGCCUGGCCUGCACCCCACAUCCCUGCCAGAAGGCUUAAGUCACUGGUCUCUGACAAACCACCGCCCCAGGGAACAAAUCUUCAACCAGGACGUGAGGCCAGAACAGAUGCUGGAGGGGAAGGAUGCUCAGGCUAUUCACAAUUGGCUGAGUGAGUUCCAACUGGAAAGCUACACAGCUCACUUCCUGCAGGCUGGCUACGACGUGCCGACCAUCAGCCGAAUGACGCCAGAGGACCUGACAGCCAUUGGGGUAACGAAGCCUGGACACAGGAAGAAGAUUGCUACUGAGAUCACACAGCUUAACAUUGCAGAAUGGCUCCCCAGCUACAUCCCGGCGGACCUCCUGGAGUGGCUGGGGGCCCUGGGGCUGCCUCAGUAUCACAAACAACUAGUGAGCAGCGGCUACGAUUCCAUGGGGCUGGUGGCUGACCUCACCUGGGAGGAGCUGCAGGAAAUUGGAGUCAAUAAACUCGGCCAUCAGAAGAAGCUGAUGCUGGGAGUGAAACGUCUAGCGGAACUCCGACGGAGCCUGCUGCAGGGGGAAGGUCUGGGUGGGAGUGGAAGUGGUGGCAGGAGGCGAGUGGCAGAGGGUCCAGAGGUGAUGGCCAUUGAAGGGUUGGAGAAUGGUGAUGGCCCUGCUGGGCCCCGGCUGGUCACCUUCCAAGCCAGUGAACUGAGUCCUGAGCUGCAAGCGGCUAUGGCCAGGGGUACCCCAGAGCCUCUGACCUUGCCCCCAACCCGUUCCCCCAGCCAGGAGAGCAUUGGGGCACGUUCUAGGGGUUCUGGGCACUCUCAGGAACAGCCUACCCCAAGAUGCAAUACUGGGCACCCCAGUCCCCCUCCAGAGAGGAAUCUGCCAGAGGGUAAUGAACAGCCUCCCAUCAAAGACACCCCUGCCUUUAGCCUUGUGCAUCCCCAUAGUUCACCCCCUAGUCCAGCUCCUAUGCCACCUUCUAGUGCCCCCAGAGCCUUCUCCUACCUGUCUGCUUCUGCUUCAACUCCUCCUGACCCACCCCGACCCAAACGCCGCUCCCACAGCUUGAGCCGCCCAGGAUUAACAGAAGGGGAGUCUGAGGGACCAGUAGGUAGCACCUUGGACAGCUAUGCUACCCUGACCCGGCGCCCUGGGCGAAGCACCCUGACCCAGGUCAGUCCUGGCUCUGCUCUGACUAGAGGAGCUCCCCGCAGCCAGUCCUUUGCCUUACGGGCUCGCCGAAAAGGGCCCCCACCUCCACCUCCCAAACGCCUCAGCUCCGUCACCGGUACUGCUCCAGACUCUGUUCUGUCUGGUGGGAGCCCAGGGCCUGAAGAAGAAGCUGUGGCAUCCCGCAGACGCACCCUGAGUGAACCAACUGGACCUACUGAUCCUCCUGGUUCUCUUGCCCCUGGGGGUCCUGCUUCUGACACAGAAGAGGAGCGGACAGAAGGGACGUCCCGCUCCCGGGGCAGCUCUGGUGAGGGGCUGCCCUUUGCUGAAGAAGGCAACCUGACUAUCAAACAGCGACCCAAGCCCGCUGGGCCCCAGAACCGCGAGGUCCCUGUUUCUCCUGGACUUGACUUCAACCUCACAGAGUCAGACACCGUCAAGCGGAGGCCCAAAUGCCGGGAGAGAGAGCCGCUACAGACGGCGCUUCUAGCUUUUGGGGCUGCCAGCGCUACCUCCAUCUCCUCACAGCCUCCAGAGCCCACCACCUUUUCCUCGGCAUCUCCCACCCACAACCCCUUGACUCCCACCCCUCUAGCUCCUGGCUCCAACAACUCACUGACUCUUAACACCCCCCACCCCAGCAAUACCUCAACCCAGACUCCCACUCCCCAGUUGCCUGGGUCUGGCCUAGACGAUUCAGCGGCCACUCAGCCAAAAGGGGAGACAAAGUCCCCAGCUCCCACCACAGCCCUCAUCAAAGUGCCAGUAGGAGGAGCGGCUCCCAAGCCUGUGUCAGUGGCUUGCACACAGCUUGCGUUCUCCGGCCCUAAGCUGGCCCCAAAGCUCGGUCCUCGUCCUGCCCCGCCGCCAAAGCCUGAAAAUGGGGGAGUGCCCGUCGCUGCUCUUGUCCAACAGAGACUGGAGCAGACCAGCUCUUCCCUAGCAGCCGCCCUGAGGGUGGCCGAAAAGAGCAUUGGUGCUGAGGAUGGAGGAGGCCUCUCCUCACAGGGCAACUCCAAGCACAUCCUGGAUGAUAUCAGCACCAUGUUUGAUGCCUUGGCCGACCAACUGGAUGCCAUGCUGGACUGAGCUGAAACCUCGCUCUUCCCCGAGUGGCAGCAUGUGAGGUGCCUUUGCUCCAGCAAGGAAGAAGUUAACAGUCCAGAGGGGAAAGCUGGAGCCUAUGAGAAGCAGGAGCAGAACUGGAGUGCUUCUUCCUUCCAUGCCUGCCCUUCCUGUAAGCCAAUACCUGUCAGGACCGCAGCUCCUCCCCUGAGCAGCCCCCAGCCUGAGGGGCGAAGCAAACUUGUUGGAGCCUGAGAGGCUCAGGGCUGCUCUGGCACCUGGCAUUGUGUAAUCUGACCUGAUGGCUCUGCCCCUCAGGACCGUGGCCUCUGGGGAAAGCGUCCUCCCCAGGGAUGAGGCUUUGUGACCUCCCGUUCUGCCCCCUUCCGUCUUCACAACCAGCCUCUAUCUUCUGAGGGUGCCUGUCAGGCAAAAGAACUUUUCCCAGAACUUGGGCCUUAUGGGUGGUUGGAAGCAAAGUUCAACCCCUAACCUAUCCAGGAUGGGCACCCUUGCUGGCCCAGCGCCCGCUCCCACCCUGACCUGUCUGUGUAUAUGGUAUGUGUAAAGAGGCUGGGCUGGGGAUGUCAGUGGGGCAUGGGACCUAAGGGGCCAGGUCCAGGUGCCCAGGCAUUCCCUUUGCCAGUUCCCCCUCCCCCACUGCUCUGACAAAGCUGCUGUGAACUAGGGCUGGGAGCUGGGCUGUUAUGGGCCUGGUGUUACAGGCCGCCUUGUGUGUACUUGCAGAUUUUUUAAGCAGAGAGAAAGGUGUAUAUUUGAAAUGGAAUUUUCUCUAUUAACAGGCAGGGAGGUGCUCUAGCUACCUUGGACCUGAGAACCACUCAGUUAUGUCAAUAGCCUCCCUCCCCCUCCCCCAGACCAUUAACCCUUUCCCAACACUAAUUUCAAUGAAAGACUCAUUCACUUGCUGCA